GCCACCGCCCCGGAACCAGGCCUUCUCUGUUCUGCCUUCCAAGAGGGGGCCCGGGAGUAGCCCUUGGGAGGGCAGUCUCCCGCACGUCCCGAAGUCCCUCUGGCCACCCGGCGUCGAUCCAGGCGGAGGCCGGGAGGGGGCCACCCUCCCCGCGAGGCUCCAGACUCAGGCAUUUCCUCCCUGCUGCCCGGCGCGGCCUUCCCCUCCGAACGAAGAAAAUCCUGGGGCCCGAGUAACCCGGCCGAUCGCCCCGGUGUGCUGCGGCUGCCAAGCCAGGAGGGCCGCUCAGGGUAGGAUAGGAGUCCGGAGUAGAAGCUGGUCUAGGGCAGCUCGACAGGGACUGAGCCGGACAGGGACAGGGCGCGGCCAGGGACCGGAGUGUGCAGAACGGGCGGCGCCUGGAAGGGGAACUUGAGCUGGGAGUGGAGGCAGAGCAGUGGGGUUGCUGGUCCCGGCGCUGCGAGCCGGGAACCGCCUCCAAGGCCAAGGACACGGGGGCCGCGGGGCCGCCGGGGCGCUGCGCGCAUGCUGGACAGGGGACAUCACCCGGGCUCGCGCCCUGGGCCGCCCGGGCUCCCGGCAUGUCCGUGCGGUACACACUCAACCUGAAGGUCUUCUGGCCGGUGGUGACCGGACUAUGCACUGCGCUGGUGUGCCUCUACCAUGCCCUGCGCAGCACCGAGGGAGCCCGGGCUGAGCCCCCCGACGGCGUAGACAGCGGCUUCCCGCUGCUCAAGGUGGCCAUCCUCCUUCUUCUCGGCUACAUCCUCCUACGAUGUCGCCACACCAUCCGUCAGCGCCUCUUGCCAGGCUCUUCCCGCCCUUGUGGCCACGCAAACUUUUCAGCCAGAUCCUUGCAAGAGCCAGGCCUGAGCAUCUUACUGGAGAGUUACUAUGAGCACGAAGUGCGCCUGUCGCCGCAUGUGUUAGGUCAUAGCAAGGCGCACGUGAGUCGGAUCGUGGGUGAACUGGUGCAGGCUGGCCGAGCCCGAGGGUCUCCAGGCCCCAUUACCGGGGGAGCGCUGGCCUUGGCCUUCAGGGGAGAUUUCAUCCAGGUGGGCAGCGCCUACGAGCAGCAUAAAAUCCGCCGGCCAGACAGCUUCGACGUGCUGGUACCACUGCGCUUCCCGCCGCAGGUGGCUCUGGAGCCGCGGAACCUGGGGACCGAGCCCACGCUGGCUCCUGCCUUCCGCAGCUGCUUCGUGUGUGCCCUCAAGGCACCGCCCUCGCCUUCGGGGACCUCGACAGGACAGUGGCAUCGCGACUGCAAACCCUUUGCUGAAGGGUUCUGUGUGGAUGUGCAGGGCCGACGCCACCUCUCUGCCACCUUGGUGCUGCGCUGGUUCCAGGCGCACCUACAGCGCUCCUUGGCCACAGUGCGCUACAGCCUGGAGGGUCGCUGUAGAGUUAGCCUGACCCCAGGUGGUCUGGAGCAGCCUCCCACCCUCCACAUCCUUCCUUGCCGCACGGACUAUGGCUGCUGUCGCCUUUCCAUGGCCGUGCGCCUCAUCCCCGCUGUCCAUCUGGGCGAUGGCGUCUUCCUUGUGGCACCGCCACCACCACCCUCGCCCAACGGAGCCCUGUCAGAGCUGCCGGGUGGCCUGCGCGCUGAAGCACUGUGGGGUGUGAAUACAGCACGCCAGGAGCAGAAACUGCUGGGCUGGCUUCAGGAACGGGCUCCUCCAGGUGCCUGCUACCUCAAGUGCCUGCAACUGCUUAAAGCUCUUCGAGAUCUGGGUGCCCGCGGGCUGGACCCUACGGCUGCUACCCACUGGGGCCGCAUCCUGUCUUCCUACGUGCUGAAAACGGUGCUGCUGGCGGUGCUUCUGAAGGAGGGCGGUCCAACGCACAGCUGGGACGAGGCACACCUGAGUGAGUGCUUGGAGAAGCUGGUGAAGUUUCUUAGGGACUGCCUGCUGCGACGCAGAGACCUCUUCCACUGUGUCCUGGGCCCAGGUGGGGCUGCCGCCGAGGUGGGCCCCCUGCCCAAGGUGCUGCGCGAGGCCGCUCCAGUUGACCUCCUGGCACCCUUCGAUCAGCAUGCCCGGGAGCUCGCAGCGGCGCGGUUGCUGUCCACCUGGCGAAGGUUGCCCCAGCUUCUCCGUGCCUAUGGCGGUCCCCGCUACCUUGCCAGAUGCCCCUUACCCCGGAGUCAACGCAACCAGGGCUUCCCUGAAGAUGAACCAUGAACCCGGAUUACACUCCACCUGACCAAUGUCCCUUUCCCACAGGAUGGGAGGGAGGGUGUUAGUUCAAUCCGAGAUGAGCUGUAGAAAGGGUUAGGAAAUUUGGAGGAUAUCAAAGGCUUUGGUGGGCAUAAAUGUUCUGCCCUAGGCUCCAUGACCCAAGAUAGUUGUGGCAUCUUCUCCAGGCCCAACAGAGUGUCCUGGGUGGUCUUAUGCUCGCAUAUCUCUGCCCCCAAAUUAUUUGAAGCAAUCAUGUUUGAUAUGCCUACUUGUUAGAUGCUAGGUUCUCAACUAGGUGUUCAUGUUUUUGGAGGGGUGCUGUAUAUUUGUUUCAGUUACGGGGUUGGACUCCUGGGUCUUGCGUAUGCUAGGCAGCUACUUCACAACAGAGCUGCACAUCCAGGGCCCCUAGUUUUGUUUUUAAAAGGGGGGGGGAAUACUUAUCCACAACUGGAGUUGAAAUUCUAGUCCAGCUGUUAGCAUACCAGAGCAAUAAUUUAGCCAUUCCCAUGAGCAUUUAUGUAUUUUUAAUGGUGCAAUCAUAAGUUUGUUGAGCAAGAUUAAUGGAGUUGCCAUAAAUUAAGUGACCUUGCUAAGACUUUCAGAGCAAGCGGCCCUCUAUGUCCAGCCAUUCUCAUGUUCUGUGGAGGCCGGAACCAGGGACUGUUCAAAGAGGGCUCCGCGCAGUUAUCUGGAAGACCAAAGCUCUGAGAAGCAGCUAGCCACCAUUCAACACUCUUCAGGUCACAGGUGGAGAUUGGGCACUCAGCACCUGUUCAUUUGAGCUGGGCAGAAUGCAGGGGGAAAAGAUCCUUAAUUAAGACAGGUCUGGCAAAAGUGU
Messenger RNA from Microtus ochrogaster (prairie vole), 3027 nucleotides. RefSeq names its product ITPRIP like 2 (gene Itpripl2). Lineage: Eukaryota; Metazoa; Chordata; Mammalia; Rodentia; Cricetidae. The record is from RefSeq and is a predicted model, not a curated record.